Messenger RNA from Didymella exigua CBS 183.55, 1746 nucleotides. RefSeq lists its product as uncharacterized. Lineage: Eukaryota; Fungi; Ascomycota; Dothideomycetes; Pleosporales; Didymellaceae. Gene Ontology annotation, molecular function: acetylpyruvate hydrolase activity. The transcript is spliced from 2 exons. The record is from RefSeq and is a predicted model, not a curated record. The coding region runs from base 1 to 1746 and encodes 581 amino acids.
AUGGAGCAACAAUAUCUGACCAACUAUGUGGCCUAUCACGACCCGCAAAGUCAAGAGGAUCGCGUUGGUCACUAUGACCUUGCUAAGAAGACAAUCCAGCCCCUGUGUUUCAAAUCAGGCACUCCAAUCUCCAGUCUUUACCAAAUAAUCGAAGCCGGCGAGUCCAACAUUACCAGCACAGGUGACACUGUUUCGUCGUCAGAAGCUCACAUACUGCCUCCUCUCGCGUCUCGAGACGUGCUCUGUGUGGGCAAGAACUACUUCGACCAUGCCAAAGAAUUUAACAGCUCGGGCUUCGACAGCUCAGACAAGGUUGAUGUACCAUCUCACCCGGUCAUCUUCACCAAGAGAUACACCUCGAUCAUUGCUGAUGGGGAAGACAUCUACCCGCAUCCUGAGUUUACCCAGACCGCCGACUAUGAAGGUGAGAUUGGUGUGAUCAUAGGGAAGGCAGGAUUCAGGAUCAAGGAAGAAGACGCAAUGAGCCAUGUAUGGGGGUUCACGAUCAUUAAUGACAUGACUGCAAGAGAAAGGCAGAGAGACCACAAGCAAUUCUACAUCGGCAAGAGUCCGGAUACAUUCUGUCCCAUGGGUCCAAUCGCAGUCCCAGCAUCCCAUCUUGACAGUGUCCUGCGAGUUCAGACUGAAGUAAAUGGCGAGCUUCGACAAGACGCCACAACAAAGGACCUAAUAUUCUCCAUCCCCUACCUCAUCAAGACCAUGUCAGAAGGCCAAACUCUCCAGCCCGGUGACGUCCUCGCAACAGGCACACCCGCCGGCGUAGGCCUCGGUCUCAAACCCCCAGUCUACCUGCAGCCAGGCGACACAAUCUCCAUCUCAGUGACCGGGCUCGGAACACUGACAAACCGCAUUGCCUCUCCACCACCAACACCCAUCGCCAACACAGCACCGCAAACAAGCCUGCCGUACAACAACACCCGCGUCCCGACGUCUCAACUCACAACCAUCAAUAACAAGCCCUUAUACUACACCUCCUCUGGCCCCGAGUCUGGCUGUCCUGUCGUAUUCAUCCAUGGCCUAGGCGGCACACAAGCCUCUUUCACGCCGCUAAUCCAUGCCCUCGGCCUUACCUACACGCACGCGCUGCACCUCUUCGAUCUCGAAGGGCACGGCGGGUCGCCCACACACCCUCUAAGCGCACUCUCAAUACACUCUUUCGCCGCCGAUCUGAGCGGCGUAUUCGCCCAUGCCACCAUCAAACCCCCAGAUGGCGCAAUCAUCAUUGCGCAUUCACUCGGCUGCCUAGUCGCGCUCUCCUUCGCCGCGUUACACCCCGAGCUCGUAGCCCACCUCAUCCUGCUCAACCCGCCCUCUCUCCCUUUCCCGGACGAGGGAGUCGACGCGCUACGCCAGCGCGCCGAAAUCGUCAGGCGAGAAGGUAUGCUGCGCAUCGCGGAUAGAAUCGCUUCGUCAGCGACGAGCUCCACAUCGCAGGCGAGGAACCCGCUCGCCGUUAACAGUGUACGUAUGAGUCUCCAGAGUCAAGAUGGUGAGGGGUACGCGAAGGCGUGCUCUGCGAUUGCGGGUGCUGAGGUGCCAGAAUGGGACAAGGUCAGGGCAAAGGUGUGCGUUGUUACGGGGGAUGAGGAUAGGGUUGCGAGGGUGGCUGAGUGUGAAGAGAUUGUUGAGCAGAUGGGGGGCAAGGCGGAGUUAGAGGUACUUGGGGGUGUAGGGCAUUGGAGUGUGUUUGAGGAUGUGGAGGGGGUUGCGAGGCUCUAUCUCUGA